GGCAAUAGCAGUUCAGUGAAGAAACAACACUCAAUGGCCACAGGCUCAGCAGCUUUAGCGUUGGUGUUAGCGAUCGCGGCGGCCGCGGCAGAGACUCCAGCACCAGCGGCACCGAUAGGGCCGAGCGACUGCAGCACCAGUUGCGGCGGCGUGAGCGUGCCAUACCCUUUCGGCUUCGGGCCUCCACGCUGCUACUGGCCAGGGUUCAACCUGACAUGCGACAGGAGGAGAGGCCAGCUGCUCCUCGGCGACGGCACGCUCCGGGUGGCCGAGAUCUCCCUCCGCAACGCGACCGUGCGCGUGGUGCGCAGCGGCUCCAUCAUCGACAGCGCCAGCAUCACCUCCGACAGGAACGUCUCCUUCGGCGGCAGCUUCAUGGACCACGGCUACAUGCUGUCGAACGGCAACGAGCUGGUGCUCUCCGGGUGCAAUCUGGUGGCGACGCUGGUCGAGGAGCUCGGGGUGGGGCCCGGCAGGUCGGGCAUCAUCAGCGGCUGCGCCUCCUUCUGCUCGUUCCGCAACAAGAAGGUGGACAGCGUCGGGCAGGCGGGGGGCAACAAGUACUGCUCCGGCAUGGCGUGCUGCCAGGCGCCCAUCAACUACUACAGCUCGCCCACGGAGGUGCGCCUCAGGUGGCUGGACGCCGGGAACCACAGUGAGGCGCUGACGUUCCUGCCGACCUACGUGUUCGUGGCGGAGGAGGGGUGGUUCGACCAGAGGCCGCUGGCCGACGAGCUGCUGAGCGUGAAGAAGAGCCCGUCGAGGGCGGCGCUGGAGGUCCCCCUUGUCCUCCUGUGGGGGGUCCGGCAGGGCCUUCCGCCGCUGCCCAACUUGCCGGCCAACGCCACCACGUCGUGCUCCGCCGACGCAGACCGCAUGCUCUGCAAGAGCGACCACAGCGUGUGCGCAGCCGGAAACUUGGGCUAUACGUGCCACUGCCAACGAGGUUACGACGGCAAUCCGUAUCUCGUCCAUGGAUGCCAAGAUACCAAUGAAUGUGAGCGGCCACAAGAGCACGGGUGCUUUGGCGAGUGUAUCAACACAAUUGGAGGUUUCAAAUGCCAGUGCCCUCGAGGAACCCAUGGCAACUACACCGUCAGAGAUGGCUGCACCAAGACCUCAACUACAGGGAUAAGCAUCGGUAUUGGAGUGGGUAGUGCAGCAGGUUUUAUGCUUCUGGUUCUCGCAGCAAUCUUCGUGGCUCAAAGGCUAAAACAAAAGAGGCAAAUGAUGUUGAAACGAAGGUUCUUCAAGCAGAAUCGUGGACAACUGUUGCAACAACUGGUAUCUGCAAGGGCAGACAUUGCGGAAAGGAUGAUCGUGCCUGUAGAUGAGCUCGCUAAGGCGACAAACAACUUCGACAAGGCUCGUGAGGUUGGCGGUGGAGGGCAUGGUACCGUCUACAAAGGGAUUCUAUCGGAUCUACACGUUGUUGCCAUCAAGAAGUCGAAGAUAGCAGUCCAGAAGGAGAUCGACGAGUUCAUAAACGAGGUGGCCAUCCUCUCACAGAUCAACCAUAGGAACGUGGUGAAGCUUCUUGGAUGUUGCCUGGAGACGGAGGUUCCGCUGCUGGUCUACGAAUUCAUCUCCAACGGAACGCUCUAUGACCAUCUACACGUGGAAGGGCCCCUUUCUUGGGCCACUAGGUUGAGGAUCGCAGCCGAAACUGCGAGUGCUCUCGCCUAUCUUCACUCGUCGGUUUCGAUUCCAAUCAUCCACAGAGACAUCAAGUCUAGCAACAUACUUCUGGAUGAAACCAUGACGUCCAAGGUGUCCGACUUCGGAGCUUCCAGAUACAUCCCCAUGGAUAGGACAGGGCUGACGACAAUGGUUCAGGGAACGAUUGGAUACCUGGACCCGAUGUACUUCUACACGGGACGCCUCACGGAGAAAAGUGACGUGUAUAGCUUUGGCGUCAUUCUCGUGGAACUGCUAACAAGGAAGAAGCCGUUCUCGUACUUCUUCCUCGACGGAGAUGGCCUCGUCUCACUUUUUGUCAACCUGCUUGCUAAAGAAAAUCUGGCCCAAAUACUCGAUCCCCAAGUCGUAGACGAGGGAGGCAAAGAAGUCCAUCAAGUCUCCAUGCUUGCGGCCGCAUGUAUAAAGCUAAACGCUGAGGACCGGCCCACAAUGCGACAGGUAGAACAUACACUCCAAGGUCUUCUUGGAUCCAAAUCCAAGAGGUGUGUCCAAACUGGUGGUGUGAAUGUAGAGACAACUGGAGAGAAGGCUAUGAUGAAUUGCUCCUCGUCGAAAACGGAAGGACAAAGCACGCAAGAGUGCACCAGAAGAUAUAGCAUGGAAGAAGAAAUGUUGAUGUCUGCAAGGUAUCCUCGGUAGAGAGACAGGCUUUUCGCCAUGCAUAUAUGUACGUCAAAAGCAUCAACCAUAGCUACAAUAGUCAUGUAUUGAUAUGUGCUAACUUUGCCUACAAAAUUUGUUACCGUAAUAUUUAUUUUAUUAAUUACCAUAAAAAGUCUUGAUUACCA
Zea mays is the source of this 2489-nucleotide messenger RNA. Its product is annotated as putative wall-associated receptor kinase-like 16. Bases 34 to 2340 code for a protein of 768 amino acids. Gene Ontology annotation, molecular function: ATP binding; polysaccharide binding; protein serine/threonine kinase activity. Lineage: Eukaryota; Viridiplantae; Streptophyta; Magnoliopsida; Poales; Poaceae. Gene Ontology annotation, biological process: cell surface receptor signaling pathway; protein phosphorylation. Gene Ontology annotation, cellular component: plasma membrane. The record is from RefSeq and is a predicted model, not a curated record. The transcript is spliced from 3 exons.